AUGUUUUGGGAAUUUCGCUGCGGGACCGCAUCUGUGCAUUCAUUUCCUCCUCGCCCUCUCGUUGAAUGUUCAGCAUACCUCACCAACCCAUCUGAAACAUCGUUUCGAGCAUACCUCACUGAGCAAUCUUUCCGCCUUCAUUUGAGCCACCUCGAUGACCACCUCGAUGACAAGACGGAUGUGCAAACUCAGCCUGUUCAUAGCGUACGUCCUGGCCCGCCGGGGUCGGCUGCAUAUCGCCCUUCAGGCGGUGACCAUCUAGCGGCCUCGUUCCACUUUGCUAAGCGAGCUUCGGUCUCAUUACGAACCCCGAAACAUGUCUUCCACAAUUUCGGCAUCUGCACCAUCGCUGCCAUGAUGCCGAUUGGAAAGACACCAGGACGAAUUUGCAACACAACUAGCUAUCAUCUCCGUGAUCGUGAUGCAUCAUCGCUCAUAGCAGACUCGUGGUAUAUUGGCGCAUUUGGUAGAUGGUGGCGAGGCGGCGUUAUAGAGGCGUGGUACCGCGAUCUUAUCGCUCGUUCCAGUGAUGAAGAAAGCUGGAGUUCCGGAAUCCUAGGCAUCAAAUCGUUGGAUAAAUUCAACAACGAUUGUAAUGGUCUGCCGUUUACCGCGAAGACCCGAGAGUCAACCCCUAAAGUCAGAGGUCGAGAUAGACUACAAAGUAGCCAUCAGUCCCGGAGUCAAAGUCCGCCGCCACUGCCCCAGUCAGUUUCACUUCCAUUGCACACGACGCACCAAGAUCUAGCACCAUUGGCUAUCCCAUCAACGUCUGAGUCCCCUAUCGUCGGUUCACAUUCUAGGCCAGUUUCAGAUACAGCACCUCCGGAUGUCAACUCUGCUGUGCCACUGUCUAGGGCAUCGUCAGUUACCUUGUUUGACCAGUCUCCCCUCAUCGCGGAAGUUCUACGCCAGAUUUCGGCCGCUAAGACCUCCAUACAGGACGCUCGUACUCAACUCACGGAACAACAGGCAUCUGCUGCUCAGUCCCACGCUUCUCUUCAGAGUGAAGUAACUAUCCUCCGGGAUCGAAAGCGAGAUGAAGAAGCUACACGGCUUGAUUUGAAGUCUCGCACCCGCGCCCUUGAAGAAACCAAACGCGUCUCCGAAAGUUCGCGUCGCGAUGCUGAGCGACGCUUGAAGGCCGCCCGUUCCGCCCGAGACGAUGUUACUCGCCGCUUGGAAUCCCUUUCAAAGGAAAUCCAAGCCUUACAAACCCGGUGUGACGAGGAUAUAAGCGACAUCGAAGCGCGCAAGGAAAUAAAGGGCAUCACAGCGAUGGAGAUGGAAAUCUCAGAGGUGAUCGAUGAGAAGCGGAAAGAAAUGAAGGUGGCCGAGGAUGUCGUUGCUACGCUUGCAUUACGGGCGAAAGGUCUGGAAGAGAAAUUGGCCAACGAGAGGGAGAGGUUGAAGACGCUCAGGGCACGCGUCGAACACGACAGGCAAACUUUGGCUCUUGCUGCUUCGCAGCCUACCUCUCAGGAUCUUUGGACCAUCUCCCAGCAGCCUGGAUUUGUGCCUUCACCGAUUACGGAGUAUCCCGCUGAGAUUUUCGAUGCAGGCUUGCCUUCCCCUAUUUCUGACGAAGCAGCCUAUCACUUCAACAGCCAUAUUCAUUAUAAUCCAGAACAUACGUCUACCCACAACCAUUAUGAUGUGUCUCUUGGCCAAGGGGAUUUGUAUCCUACCCUCAUGGACUUCAAAGCCCUUUCAACCUCAGAGCACUAUCCCACUACCAACCUGUCACCGUUCAACAAUGAUUCCGAUAAUGGUCAGGACCAUGCACUAUUAAGUCUUUUCAACCGUAGGCCACUCGUUGCGCCAAAUUACAUCAGCACCUUGGAUUCGACACAACAAGACGCUUCGUCUUUCCCAAGCGAUCUUAGUUUCGACGGACGCUGGCGUAGAAAUGUCUCCUCAGGCAUCCAGGAACUAGGCAACACCCAAGGUAUUGACAUGUACCGUUUCCGACAUCCGUUGGGAACUUCUGAAAUGGGUGUCGCGGAAGACGCGUCAAAUCGAGACAUCUUGAGAGGACAAAGCGCGAUUCGUCGUGCCGUGCCCCAUCGCACUUACUCCGACCCACCUCACGUUCACAGCGCAGACCAGAGCUGGGAGGCAGUCGCCGCCGGUGGACAUGAUGGUGGUAAGGGCAGCUUCCCUCGGCGUUGGUUCUCUACAUCAUCAAAAGGUCCAAAGAAAGGUCUCAAUCCUGACGCGAAAGUCUUCAGUCUACCCAGCUUCAUCAAAGGCUCCAAUCCCGUCCUCGGUGCCUCUCUCGGUCUUCAGAGCUACGAUAAUCUCAACCCCAACGGCCUCAGCAUGACUUCGCUUUCCUCGACCGCCACUAGUGGCACGCUGUUCUCUGGAGCAUUUGCCCCAUCGCCUGCAGAGCGUGAGGUGCUUCAACGCGCGCUAGGUGGUUCAUCGAACGCUAGUCUCGAACGCCUUCCCAGUCUCAGCGACGUUGGAAGCAUCCCAUCAUCCCCGAAUCAUGUGCAUGCCACGGCUGUGAACAUGAACAAUGCUCCCGGCAUCGGGCUGGGUCUGCAUCAUUCGCACAACGGGAUGCCGCAGAGUCACCACAUGUUCCCUUUGCCCUCGUGGCUCCAGUCUUUGCCCCGUGUUCGCAAGCCGAACUUCAGUCCCUGGGACGACGAGGAGCCUGCGCCUUCUGCAUCUGAAGCCGGAAGGGGAGAUUUGAUGAAGUCCAUGUAG
Molecule: messenger RNA, 2718 nt
Organism: Pleurotus ostreatus (oyster mushroom)
Lineage: Eukaryota; Fungi; Basidiomycota; Agaricomycetes; Agaricales; Pleurotaceae
Exons: 2
Coding region: 1-2718 (905 amino acids)
Source: RefSeq, a predicted model, not a curated record